AUGGGAGGUAGAUCCUGCCUGCUGGUGGGAAAUGCUCCCGGGGAUUCAGGUGUGUUGAGUUGUUUCCUCCACAUUCCCUCAUCCUGCAGGAAGCCCAGUGAAUACAUCGCCACCAUCCUGGAGCUCAGUGCCCUCAUACAAAAAAGAGGCGAGAACAUCCUCUUGUACAUGGACUUCCUGUACUUUCUCACCCGCGAUGGGCGGCGCUUCCGGGAGGCCUGCCGCCUGGUGCACAACUUCACAGAUGCCGUCAUCCAGGAGCGACGCCGCAUCCUGCCCAGUCAGGGUCUUGAUGACUUCCUCAAGGCCAAAGCCAAGACCAAGACUUUGCACUUCAUUGAUGUGCUCCUGCUGAGCAAGGAUGAAGGUGGAAGGCAGUUGUCAGAUGAGGAGAUAAGAGCGGAGGCUGAUACCUUCAUGUUUGGGGGCCAUGACACCACGGCCA
Messenger RNA from Propithecus coquereli (Coquerel's sifaka), 445 nucleotides. RefSeq names its product docosahexaenoic acid omega-hydroxylase CYP4F3-like. The annotation marks the transcript as partial. Lineage: Eukaryota; Metazoa; Chordata; Mammalia; Primates; Indriidae. The transcript is spliced from 3 exons. Gene Ontology annotation, molecular function: monooxygenase activity; iron ion binding; heme binding. The record is from RefSeq and is a predicted model, not a curated record.